Triticum aestivum (bread wheat) is the source of this 1826-nucleotide messenger RNA. RefSeq names its product cysteine-rich receptor-like protein kinase 40. NCBI's taxonomy places the organism in Eukaryota, Viridiplantae, Streptophyta, Magnoliopsida, Poales, Poaceae. Bases 144 to 1700 code for a protein of 518 amino acids. Gene Ontology annotation, biological process: protein phosphorylation. The transcript is spliced from 8 exons. The record is from RefSeq and is a predicted model, not a curated record. Gene Ontology annotation, molecular function: ATP binding; protein kinase activity.
CACCCACCCACCUUUGGAUGGAUCAAAGCUGCUGAUUAAAUUCUAGUUGAGGUAUAAGCUUGUCGAUCCAAUCUCUUCUUGCCCCUGUCUUCAAGUUACGCGGCCUAGCUAGUAGCUAGUUACAUCCCCACAGUUCUUCCAGGAUGGAGACGGAUAAUAUAGGAAUUGAAAUGGAAGCUCUUGAGCUCGUGUUUAGUGAUGCAAGUUCAGAGCCGAUGAAACUAUCCUAUGGACUUUUGAGAUCUAUUACGGACAAUUUUUCAAAUGAAAUUGGUUGUGGUGGGUUUGGAGCUGUUUACUUGGGACAUAUAGGAAAUGGGAAAGUUGCCGUGAAGAAGUUUUCCAAUCCACAUGCUUUGCCGGAGAAGCAAUUCUUGAGUGAGAUCACAUGCUUACAAAAGGCGAAGCACCAGAAUAUAGUAAGAUUUAUAGGCUAUUGUUCAGAAAUGCAUGGGGAAUUGCUUGUACAUAAUGGAGAAAAUGUAAUGGCGGAGGUACAGAAGAAGUUGCUCUGCUUUGAAUAUGUUCCUAAUGGUGACAUUCGACAAUAUCUUCAACAAGAGAAUCCUCAGGGAGAUGACUGGUCUGUACGCUACCAAAUGAUUAGAGGAAUUUGUCAUGGGUUGCACUAUCUUCAUGACAAGCAAAUUAACCAUCUUGACCUGAAACCUGAAAAUAUUAUGUUGGAUGCUAAUAUGAAACCAAAAAUUACAGAUUUUGGUUUGUCAAGAUUCUUAGAUGAAGGACAAUCCAAAAUGGUUACGAAGCACAUAGUUGGAACACUGCGAUAUAUUGCACCGGAAAUCAUAGAUAAAGGAGAAAUAUCAUUUAAGUCAGACAUGUAUGCUUUGGGCAUUGUUAUCAUAGAACUAUUAACGAGGACCAGUAUGAUAAGUCUUGACAAUUGGGAUGAAUCGAUAGACGUGGACUGCCCUCAAAUGAGGAUGUGCAUCGGAAUAGCACGAAAUUGCACGGAUUCUGACAAAGAUAAGAGACCAACCAUAUGGCAAAUAAUCCACGAGUUGGGCGACCUGGAAAGCAUGAUUCUACGGUCUUCCAUAAACCAGAAGGCUGGAAACAUGACACGUUGUGCUUGGUCCGUGUUAGUAGCAUUUAUCUCGUUUCAUGGAAUUUUCACCCCACCUGGUGGUUACAGAACUGAUGGCACACCAACAUACUCUGGAACAUAUUUCUUCGACGCAUACAUCCUGGCUGUAAUAAUAGCAUUGGGUUGCUCCGCUUCAGUAACCAUCAGUCUCAUGUACGCUCGAGUGGCUUUGGUGGAGUCUCGCACCCGGCUUGGCCGCUUUGUCAUAUCAGCAACCUAUUUUUGUUUAUUCUGCUCGCUUGCAAGUUCCAUUGCUGCCUAUGUGCUAGGCACGUUGUUUUUGGCUCCUGAUGCGCACAGGACGGCAGCUCUACUUUGUUCAUUGGUGUUCCUUGUAGUACGUAUGUUGGGGUACAUGGUAGGACCUACAAGAGCCAUUUCUGUUGCAACAACCCAACUUGUUCGAAUGGGCAGAAAAGCAUUUUUCGUCUUCUCACGUGUUGUUGUUAUCUCCCUGCGAACACUGGCAGCAUGUUGGCCCUUAGUAAUAAUCGUCGGUUGGACUGCCAUUUCCAGAAAAUAUGGAGACAAUAAACUUACCUGGAUCAGUUCCCGUACAAAAGAUGUUGCCAAGGUACAUUCACUUAAAUGAUCAUCGGUGAUUUAUGUAGAUGUAGCAUUGUUAUAUAUUUUCUGUACUCAAGAGUAUACAUUGUAUUUUUUUGUGUGUGUAACGGUGGCCAAUUAAGGCAUGCAUGUAUUCAGUGUGAUUUACUCU